Aspergillus versicolor CBS 583.65 is the source of this 1890-nucleotide messenger RNA. RefSeq lists its product as uncharacterized. The transcript has 2 exons. The record is from RefSeq and is a predicted model, not a curated record. The coding region runs from base 1 to 1890 and encodes 629 amino acids. NCBI's taxonomy places the organism in Eukaryota, Fungi, Ascomycota, Eurotiomycetes, Eurotiales, Aspergillaceae.
AUGGGAAUUCCGCGACUGAAAAAACACUUAUUAUCAUUUUGUCAACCGGUCCUGUUUCAAGGGGGCACGGAUUGCAACGAUGAGGGCCUUGAAUGCAUAAGUUCCCUUGUGAUUGACGGGCCUAGCCUAGUCUACAGUGUCUACUCCCGGUUACUGUCAUGGUUCUCAGCAACUGGUCCCAAUAGGUUUGAAGCCCUGCCGACCUGCGAUGAAGUUAGUCAGGGGGUUAUGUUAUAUUUGGCGCAUUUGGAAAUGCUUGGCGUUAAGAUCGAGAACAUAUAUUUCGAUGGAGCCCUGCCUGCGCGGAAACAUGCAACCCGCAUUGCCCGACUUGAAAACCAAAGAAGAAAACUCGAAGUAUUCUGUGCCGAAACCAAGAACGGCUUCGAACCGAUUAUAUCCCCGGGGUAUAAACGAACCGUUCAGCCAGAAAGUAUUUUGCGCCGCCGAUCAACACCUGCUGUGUACAGUAACAUUCCUGCUAAUCCUUUUAUGGUUUCAACUGUGUUCGAAGACCUGAAGUGUCGCUGGAACGGGGCAAAUAUCACACGAGCCACCAAAAACACUUUACCACUGCAGGUAUUUGACGAUCAUGAACGUUUUCCCUGGGCAGAUCUCGCGACCAUGGUACCAGGGGAGGCUGAUGCCUGCUGUGCCCAUGCGGCAAAGAUCAUGGGUUGCUGCAUACUCACGAAUGAUUCGGACCUCGUUCUCUACGAUCUUGGAAACCGUGGCUCUGUCGCUUUUCUGGAUUCAGUGGAACUCAGUAGGUGGGAGCCCUCCAAGCCAUCGAUAUCUCAAAUAAGGGCAGCGAUACUGCGCCCCUCCAAAGCAACCCGGCGGUUAGGUGUCUCCAGCCUGCUCCCGCUUGCAUACGAGCUAAAAUCCCAGCCAGAAAUUGGUUUGGGAGAGUUACUGCGGCGGUCGAAAAACGCGACCUCUAUAGCGGAGCUGUCUAACUAUCGAGAGUUUAUCGACGAAUAUCAAAACGACCAUUGUUGCGCGCUUGCGCAAGCUACCAAACAAUCAAUUGGAUUUUGCGAUACUAGGAUCUCGGAAUUGCUAUGGCAGUUUGAAUUGCGAGGUGAAUAUGCGGGUAGGGAUUGUCCAUACGUCUACCUCGCAACCAUGAGUGAAGACCAUACAAAGCGAUGUGCAUGGGUCAAAGGCCGCGAAUAUCGAAACGUGGCAUAUUCAAUACUAAACCUCUCUCAGUCUAUAAGUGAAAGGCAUCACUACGUGGUUGAAUUUACUCGGCGCGGCCAGCGCAUCGCGGAGGAGAAAAUACAACUUCAGGACGAAAUGAUGAUUUCAGCUCAAAUAAAAUCUUUUCAGGCCCGUCUGGAGGAUUUUCAGGCCAGCCUAGGAAAAGACAGUGGAUCUCUAUACUUCUGGAUACUAUUUGCUGUCAUCGAUUCCUACUGUCCGGAUUCUGGAAUUGAUGAAGGAUAUUUUCAAAAACUGAAGCAGUUUCUGAGAGUUGGGUACAUGGGUAAGCGGCUCGAAUGGGCAGACAUUCACCUAUCAGCACAGAUAUAUUCUAUUUUAUACUCCUUACGGGUUUUGAAGCAGGUUCUUGAACUCUCAAAUUCUAUGGGUACAGUGGCGGGGGGGUUGGAGGCUAUUUUGAAGGGCCUUCCACCCUUACAUAUCAUAAUGGAUCCUGUCCACCAACGCACAGAAAUGUGUAGUGUUGAUAUUACAACUACCCAACUGUCAGAUAUGUUUGAGUCCCUGGCGCAAAAUAUCCAGUUGGAAUGCUCAGACAAUGGCAAUGGGGCCGCGAUAGACAACGUUCAAACAUCUCCAUUUCUUGCAAACGCUAUCAGGAGGCCUGUGCAGUCACUCAAAACUGUGUCCAACUUAUAUGAAUUAUUACAGGAGCAAUGA